Messenger RNA from Ruditapes philippinarum (Manila clam), 2090 nucleotides. Its product is annotated as protocadherin Fat 4-like. Gene Ontology annotation, molecular function: calcium ion binding. Lineage: Eukaryota; Metazoa; Mollusca; Bivalvia; Venerida; Veneridae. Gene Ontology annotation, biological process: homophilic cell-cell adhesion. The record is from RefSeq and is a predicted model, not a curated record. Gene Ontology annotation, cellular component: plasma membrane.
GUGGGAAUUUCAAGAUUGCGACAGGCAAGUCACUGAAUUAUGAAAGAAAUCCCUUUUUUAACUGUUCAUUCUGGAUAGACGACGGUAUACAUGAAGGAGGCCCUUUCAUCUAUGAACUUACCGUUGAAAAUAACAAUGAAGCGCCGUAUUUUUCAAACAUAAUGUAUCACGUGAGCACGCCGGAAGGUGCGAAAGGCGCCACAACUUUCGACGCUUCGUUUGACUGCAAAGAUGACGACACCGGUGAUUCGAUCACUUACGACUUCCGGGCCAUCAACAAUAGCGACCGGUUUCAUGUACUGCCGAGUGGUCUUAUCGAAUUCAAUGUCGAUUAUGACGUCGAUAAUGCAUAUCCGACCGAGGAGGUUUUGACGGUGUAUUGUAUUGAUUCCGGCCACAUUGACGGAAACCCUCUGACAGGUUCGGCACAAGUUACUAUAACCGUGACUGAUGUAAAUGAUAAUGAGCCGGUGUUUUCGUCCUCAUCUUACACGUUCGUAGUUACUGACACAACCACACCCGGAACUGCUAUAGGUGUUAUGGCAGUUACGGAUGCUGAUAGUACAACUAACGGUUACGUCCGGUGUUCAGCAAGUUCGGGCUCCACUUACAGCACCUAUUUUGCCAUUGGCGCCAAUUGUAACGUGUACAGUACAAGACAAGUGGACUUUGCAGCUGGUACUCAAACUCAGUAUAUUGUCACAGCGAUUGACGACGGAAAUCCGCAACUAACCGGAACAUCUACAGUUGCCAUCAUUUACCAGCAGACACCGACAACCACCACAACGCCCGCUCCAACUACCACGCCAUACAACUUUUUUGACCAUGCUGGUAAUAUUGUAUUGUUUGUAUUUUGUCUCUUAAUGGCGCUGGCUUUACUUGGAUUGCUCACAUGGUGUCUGAUGCAGUUUUGUUGCCCAGGGAUGUGCAAUUGCUUUGGGCGCGGAGGAAGAUCCCGGAGAUAUCCAGAUAGACGGAGAGAUGAUUAUAAUAAAGAUAGAAGAAGAGAUGAUUAUAAAGAUAAUAGAAGAAGGGAUUCGGACGAAUAUGAUUCUCCAAAACGUAAGUUUACCGUCAGAGUUUUAUAUAUAGUGAUUUGAGGUUGCUUUUGAAAAGCUUUUUAAUUGCAUAAAAACAUUUUAUUGUUAGUGCACGGCUUUAGAUUAAUUGUAUUUUAUUUAUUUAUUUGUAUUCUAUUAUUUUAUUUUUUUGCUCUCUUAAAAUUUGUGGUCUUGUUCGUUAAUAACCUUAAAAAAGCAGGUAAGUAUAGACGAGCGUUUCUGAGUAUGAGAUGUUUUGAGUACGAGAAUUAAAGUAAAGAAGUAAAUGGACAUUAAAUUCUAAUUUUAAAAUGGCGCGUAAUUUGUGAAGUCGCAUUAUAAUGGUUUAUUUUUACUUUUAGAUUAUUUGUUAAAAGUUGGCCAUAAGUCCAUUGCGCAAUUCAAUGAUUUAAUGGGAUCCUAGACUCAUUCGUGUAUUUUUAAGCUAUUUUUUAAAUCAAUUUUACUUUUUUUUUCUGAUAAAAUGUUUUCUCUUCUCAACAUAUAGAUCCCAUUGCGUUAGAAUUUAUUUAUUGAUUUAUGGCUUAUUGUUUGUUGUUGAAAAUUAUGCAGGCUUCAGAUAUCUUAGGAGGCUAAUAUAAUUAAUGGCGAUACAUGGAAAUUUGUGUUGACAGAAUGACGGUGCUAUGCCGAGUGUUCGAAUGCCUCCAUAUUUACAGAAACAUAGAAAUAUGCUUGGCUAUUAGAAAAAAAAGCAGUUUUUAUAUAAUUUAUAUUUAUUUAGCAAGUAAGAAUAUACUGAAAUUAGUCGAGUUGUCCAUAAUGCAUGCGGUGUAUUGCUACUUUAUGUUAUAAAUGUAAUAUUUACGUAUGGUAUAUAAGGCGAUAUGUAAAAAAACUUAAUUAACCAUUCAUGAUUUCGUUAAAGACAGGCAAAAGAAUUAUACAAAUCACUUGACUUUUCGUGUUUAUUUUUAGAUUUUGUAAGCGCUGCGGUGAUAAGGAGCAAUCCAAAAUAUUUUUUUCAUUUAACCACUUUUCAAUUGAAUAGUUUAAUUAUACAGAAAGUGUCGAAAUUUGCCGAAUGUU